CAUAUUGUACUAAACGAUCCACACAACUAUAGAGUAAACAGAGCUUGAACUAUUUACUGCACUGAAUAGAAUCCUGGACUCUGGAUAAAGACAUCUUAAUUCCAAAAUCUGCUGGCUUUCCUGUAAAGAGAUGUUAAAGUAAACAGAACAAUGCCAGAGGAAGAGGAAUACUGCAGGGAGAAGAUCCAGAGGAACAGAGAGUAUUAAGCCUAAUCAGAGAAGCUAGGGUUUGGGAGAGCAGACCAUGAAGCCUUGCAAGAAGGUGCUGUCAUUCGUGCACAGUCUCUCCCGCAGGAAGCCCCUGACUGCAGACGGAGAGACCAACCUCUGCCGCUGUCUGACCACCAUUGACCUGGUGGCCCUGGGGGUGGGCAGCACACUGGGAGCCGGAGUCUACGUGCUGUCAGGAGAGGUGGCGAGGGCGACUGCAGGGCCCAGCAUUAUCAUCUGCUUUCUGGUCGCAGCCAUCGCCUCCAUCUUCGCCGGGUUAUGCUACGCAGAGUUUGGCUCCAGAGUACCCAAGACGGGGUCGGCUUAUUUGUACAGCUAUGUGACUGUUGGGGAAUUGUGGGCAUUCAUCACAGGAUGGAAUUUAAUACUUUCUUAUGUCAUAGGAACUUCAAGCGUUGCAAGAGCGUGGAGUGGCACUUUUGAUGACCUGCUUGGCAAUCAGAUGGCUCGUUUUCUUGUCGAACACACUGGAAUGGGGUUGCCAGGUUUGGCUCCCUAUCCAGACUUCUUUGCCGCUGGUCUCAUCAUGCUGCUAGCAGGUCUCCUUGCAUUUGGAGUGAAGGAGUCGGCGAUUGUGAACAAAGUCUUCACAGUGAUCAACAUCCUGGUCCUAGUGUUUGUUAUUAUCAGUGGGUUCAUCAAAGGAGAUCUCAAGAACUGGCAAAUUGGUGAAGACAGCCUUCUGAACGCCACAAUAGAGGCCAGGAACCUGUCCUCCACUGUCAAUGUCACCAGUGCGUUUGGUGUGGGAGGUUUUUUCCCAUAUGGUUUCGAAGGUACUCUGGCUGGAGCCGCUACCUGUUUCUACGCUUUUGUCGGGUUCGACUGCAUUGCCACAACAGGGGAAGAGGUGAUUAACCCCCAGAAGUCCAUCCCUAUUGGGAUUGUCGCCUCCCUGGUAAUCUGCUUCCUGGCUUACUUUGGCGUCUCGGCCUCACUGACCCUCAUGCAACCGUAUUACCUGCUCAGCACGAACAGCCCGCUGCCUGUAGCCUUCGACUAUAUCGGAUGGGGUCCGGCUAAGUAUGUGGUGGCUGUGGGCUCUCUCUGUGCCCUGUCCACAAGCCUGCUGGGGUCCAUGUUCCCGAUGCCCAGGGUUCUCUUUGCCAUGGCCAGGGAUGGAUUACUCUUCAAAGCCUUGGCUAGAGUCAGUUUACGCCAGAGUCCAGUUAUAGCAACUCUCUCAUCUGGAACAGUAGCUGCUAUCAUGGCUCUCCUGUUUGACCUAAAGGCCCUGGUCGAUAUCAUGUCCAUUGGAACUCUCUUUGCAUAUACAUUGGUGGCCAUUUGUGUCCUAAUCCUCAGGUACCAGCCUGAUUUCAGUAAAGAUGAUCCAGAUGAUCUGAAGAAAGAAGGGGGUGGGUCCAAACUUUGGUUCUUAAACCCCCCUCCAUACCCAACUCAUAAGACAUCCACCCUGGUGUCUUACUUGACAGUACUGAUAGCUGUCCUAAUCACUGGCCUGAGCGUGGUGCUGACAAAGGCAAUAAAGUCCCUACUGGAUAAGGAAGUGUGGAGCAUCAUCUUUGUGACCGUUGUUCUUCUGCUACUCGUCCUCUGCGUCAUAAUCAUCUGGAGACAGCCCCAGAGCCCGGUCAAAGCCUCCUUCAUGGUCCCCUUCCUGCCGCUGCUUCCUGUUGUGAGCGUCUUUGUGAAUGUGUAUCUGAUGGUGCAGCUCGGAGGUGACACGUGGAUUCGAUAUGCUGUCUGGAUGGCGAUAGGAUUCCUCAUUUAUUUCGGCUAUGGGAUUCGUCAUAGUGAGUAUAGAACAAAGCUUCCCCCAGUCCAGGACCGGGUCAAGAUUGACACAAUCGCAUUGGACGGAGACGUAAUCAAACAGCAUCGCUUCUGAACAUGAGAGAUCUGAAGGAAUUGAAUCAGAGGAGUCGUAAUCAUACAGCAUCGCUUCUGAACAUGAGAGAUCUGAAGGAAUUGAAUCAGAGGAGACGUUAUGAAACAGCAUCGCUUCUGAACAUGAGAGAUCCAGAGCGAAUGGAAUCAGAGACAAAUUAGAGACUGUCCCUUUAAAAGAAAUAAUGGCAUUCUGCAAUUGCUAAGUGCCAAGUAAAAAUCUUAGCACAGGUAGAGGUAAACUAAAAACACCUUAAAGGGGAAGCAGUUGUGAGCUCUCCACAUUUGUAGGCCACAGUUUAGUCCAGUAUCAAGCACCCCAGCAGGCUGCGAAGGACUUGUUCCUCCUUUCAGCUUGUCUGGCCUAUGGUUGCAGUGUUAUAUAAAACACAGCAUGUAUUCAUAUCACAGGGAAUGCACAGAGCUGAGUUCAGAUCACACUGGUAAACAACAAGACCUCAGUGAAGAAAAUCUUUGUACCAGGCCUUUAGUACCAAGGGAUAUUUAUAAACCUAUUAAGACACUAAAAUGUUUUACUAGUUAUGUGUAUUAUAUUAAUUCAGAAUAAUGUGGGGCAUUCCUACAAAAACCAAACCAAACACUGUGGUCUCUUACUUUUAAAGGCAGUAUUAUAAAACCAAGCAUUUGUUUUUGCACAGAUGGUGAAUGUGGUACAUUUAGAGCAGAGAUGUUUUACAGCUUGUGUUAAACAACCUAGAGGGUUAGUUAACAGGACGGUGAAAAUGAAUGGAGGCAGAAAGACAGAUUUCAAUGGAAUACUUGACAAUCCUCAGUGUGGGACCACAGCCCAUACAAACCCAUGAUAUUCUCUUUUAAAAGACUGAUACAAUUAAGCAUGGUACCGUUUUCAAGUAUCUCAGCUAGAGCCUGGGGAGAGGUGACCCAAUCUUGAACACAUAAUAUCAGGCCGGUAGGGUACUAGCCUCUACAGAAUAACACAGGAGAAUCAGGUGAACUAUUUGUGGAUAGUUACAGUGAAAGAAUAAUAAACCACUUACCUGGAGAACAGAAGUGCUGCUCAUACCAGCAUUGCAUAUGCCUGUAUAGCUUUUACAUACUGCAUUAAGUGAUCUGGGUUCCAUUGCAACAUACUGUACUGCAUUCUUCUUAAUCCAGGGCAUUCUAGCAGGGAUUCUAAAGGCAUAUUUAUCAUUGAGAUGUGAUACUGUAGGUAUUCUGUUGUCCUUUAUGAUUAAUAGUGCUGCAAUCAGAGGCAUGCAGUGAGGCAUCAUGAGGUCCCAAAGACCCCACAUUAAAAUUGUGAACCCCAUUAUUAGUGCAGUUUAUAACAAGCGAUCUAAUGCCUUAAUAAUAAAUAAUAUAUUAGCAUAUGAGAUGUGUGACAGAGUGGAUACAGGUGCAGGAGUGAUGCAGUGCAUGAAUGAAGCAGACAGAGAAUUGUAAUCCGGUUUGGAAAAGGUUUUAUUUAUAAUUUCCAGGUCUGGCGACCAAACAGUAAUCCCCUGGCAGUACACAACAAUGUGUACCGCACGUGGUAUAUAACAAGGGGAUUGCAGUCCCAAAUAAUAAACAAUAAUAUCCGCCCGCAAUAAUCCAGACACGGUCACCAGUCCUGGGUGCGUGCAGUAGUGCUCGUGGUGGGUCAUACAAGUUUAUUGUCGUGACAAUGGUGAAGUGAUGUUCCGGUUUAGUGCUGGAACCUUGGGGACAGCUCCGGAACUGUGUUAGCUGUCUAGUAACGUACAAGACAAGACAAUUACAAACAAACAAAACACAACACUCACCAUACACCUUUUGCAAUACAGGUCUCUCACAGUCCUUCUCGGUUCUAGCAAUUCAAACCAAAUGCGAAGGAACAGAUUACAGUUCUCCGUCCCCUUUUAUGCUGGCACACAUGACCCCUUGGUAAACGAGUGCACGGGCGGCGACCACACAUUCCAAACAUCCAUGCAACACUAUUGGUUGGAACUGUUAAAUGUAAAACAUGUAAAAUGUAGUAUAUACUUAAUGUAACUAAUGUAAUCUAACUAAAUUCAAAUGAAAAGUGCUCACAGUAUUUGUAUUCCAAUCAUGUAAAAUUAAUAAUGUAUCUGUGUAACUCAAUAUAUGAAUUUCGUUUUGGAUGUCCUUGCUUACAGGGCAUUCAAUAUCUGUUUCUUCUUUUGUUUAAUACACUGUGUGUAUUCUGGCACUGCUGCAUGUGUUGCAUUGUACAUUACAGGGCAUUACAUUGAAAGCAUCAACGUUCGUGCAGUUAACACAUUUGACCUGAGGUGGCACUGUGUGCUAUGUAAAACCGAAAACCAUUAAAGUGUAAAAGAGGAAUACUAUCAAUCACAAUAUUCCGUUUUUAUUGACUGCCCCUAGAAACAUUAGUAGCAUCAGGGUUAAAAAUGACAAAUCCAAUAAUUAUCUAAAGUCGUGUUUUAUAUGCAGAGUUAGAAAAAUAUACCAGCAGACUGCAUACUGUUUAGAUGUGAAUAGCACACUUCUCUUUCAGAAAUGAAAAGGUUAUAUUUUUAUAACACUGUUAAAAGGACACAAAUUCUUUAGCCAAGGAAAGCACCGGUACAGGCAAACACAAGCUCAGAUUGAAAUUACUUCCAUGCUGAGGUUCAGGGGUGCAGACAAUGUGCUCAUUCACAGGUCCUUACCUCAGUCUUCUUAAUCACAGCUCAGCCCAGUUAAUCCAAAGGAAUUCAGUGCAAAGCACAAACAGAACUGACUCAAGCAGCAGCACAGUCAAACCCUUAUGCUAUGGAACAUAUAGGGUAACGGCAACACGUUUCCAGUCACUGAUUAUCCAUGUUACAUAAUGAUCACAGUCACAUUUUACUGUGACAGAUAAUGCAUUGAGUCUCUAUAUAGAAAUGCAAAACUGGUUUACUCCUACAUUUUUUUUUUGUUCCUGAACAAUGUGUAGUAAAUAGUUUUGCGAAAUGAAUCUUUUUAAUGACACUGACACUGUACUGUGCUGUAUAUCUAUUGCAGCGCUGAUGUGCAAAAGACUCAUAGAUUGCAUGUGCUGUUCCGAUGCACUCGACCUUGAUUCUUAUCUAAAGUCCUGCAAUCUUAAUUCACAAGCAGUGAAUCACACCUACUUCAUACUAGUAGACAGUGCAAACCUAGAUACUAUAGGUAAUGUGAUGCCAUCGCUCAGCUGACUGAAGCAACCUCCUCUCUCUCCUCCCAGCUCGUUUCCUCUGCAAUUCACAGGCUUGAAUGGUCUCAUUGACUGGAGCCAGAGGAAUGUGGUGUUUGUGGCACGCUGCUGUGAAAAUGAAUUUGGUUUAAACUGGAACACAGCAAAGUGUUUGGGUUUUUCCUCUCUACCCUGUCUCCUAAAGAUCUGUGGGCUGCUGUGUAGUUGUGUCAUCUUUCACAGCAGUUCUAAGUUAACUUUUGAACGCAGUGAUCCUCUUGAGGAGGCAAACAGUGGCAGUGAGUGAAACUAGUGUGCAGUAAACCGCUCACUCAGCCAUGAGGGUCAGGCUGCUUUUCAUCCUGGUGGUUGCUACAGUUUUCCUGCUGGACUUUGGUGAGUUCUGCUUGUUAACCAUGCACACAUAUGUAUGCAAUGCAAUUGUAUUAUAUUGUUUUGCUUUUUGGAAGAGCAACAUGCUUUGCUGCAUUUAAUGUUUGCUUGCUGCAUAGAUUUAAAUAAACUUUUCAAGUUGU
Acipenser ruthenus (sterlet) is the source of this 5742-nucleotide messenger RNA. Its product is annotated as cationic amino acid transporter 2-like. Gene Ontology annotation, biological process: amino acid transport; transmembrane transport. NCBI's taxonomy places the organism in Eukaryota, Metazoa, Chordata, Actinopteri, Acipenseriformes, Acipenseridae. The coding region runs from base 245 to 2083 and encodes 612 amino acids. Gene Ontology annotation, cellular component: plasma membrane. Gene Ontology annotation, molecular function: amino acid transmembrane transporter activity. The record is from RefSeq and is a predicted model, not a curated record. The transcript has 13 exons.